Messenger RNA from Aspergillus mulundensis, 1098 nucleotides. RefSeq lists its product as uncharacterized. The coding region runs from base 1 to 1098 and encodes 365 amino acids. The record is from RefSeq and is a predicted model, not a curated record. The transcript is spliced from 2 exons. Lineage: Eukaryota; Fungi; Ascomycota; Eurotiomycetes; Eurotiales; Aspergillaceae.
AUGGCGCCCCAGCACAUCCGCAUUGUUUCUGGCCAAACCGGACACCUCCUUGCUCUUGAUGGCCCAGGGACUUCUCUGAUCAGCAAAGCCCUGGACAAAACGAACCCAAGCAGCUCGCAGGUGUUCAUGUUCGAGAUCCAGCCCUCGGGCUACGCGACCAUCCAACUCCAGCAGCCAGGUCAGACGAAGCCGAAGUAUCUGGCGUACGACGCAGCCAGCAAUACGAUUGGUAUCAAAUCAUCUGCGUGUCUUUGGCUUGCGUCAAAAGACCCUACGACAUCAUCCCUGUGUUUCAAGACCACGGACGGGAGGAAGUGCUUGUCGAUACAGGGGGAUACGCCCAAAUGCGUUCCAUUCACUGGCGCUAGUUCCCAGCGUUGGUUUGGGUUUUCGACCAUUGAAAAUCAAGAAAUGGUUGAUAAGGUGAACGAGAUCGAAGCUGCUAACCGUCCUAAGCCUCUGAAGGCCAACGAUCGUGACAACGGCAAUGGAGGCGCUGGUGCAGUUUCCAACCCCAAGCCUAAGCCUCAUAAGGCCAACAGUAGCAACAACCACAACGCGGGUUCUGGUGCUGGUUCUGGUGCUGGCUCCAAUCCUCAGCCUCACAAGGGAAGUGAUAGCGACAACCACCAUGCAGGCGCCGGUGCUGGCUCUCAUCCCCAACCCCACAAGGGGAAUAAUAGCGACAACCACCACGCAGGUGCGGGUGCAGGGCCCAAGAAUGGACAGGGCAGUCGCAGCCGUCACGGAAAAGACGACGACGGCUCUCAGCACCAUCGCCACCAUCACCGUCAAAAGAGCAGUGAGGAUGACGACGAUGACGACGACGACGACAACUCCCGGAAGCACCGCCAUCACCACCACCAUGGCAGCGGUGACAGCGACAAAGAGGACGAUAGCCAUUCCCACCACCACCACCACCACCACCAUCAUCAUGACCACCAUCACGGCAGUGGCACGGCGCCCCAGAACAUUCUAAGCUCCUACACGCCCGCCGCCACCGGAAACAUAUGCGGCAACCCCCAGUGCGGGCGGAGUUUCAUCUGCGCUGCGGAUUACAAUGCACGGGUGCAGCCAAUGGGCUUUCGGGGUGUCUAG